AAUGCCAGUGGUUAACAUAAUGGUUGUCAAACAUUUGUUUAUAAUCACAGAAACCUCUUUUCACUCUUGGCUCUCUCAUUCCCUGUACUUCCUUCUCUGUGAGACAUGAUCCUAAACCAGUGUGCGUUCUUUCUACCCCUCUGCUGUGUCUACUCUGGUGAGUACCUCCAGGCUGCUGUGGUGAGCGACCGUGAGAGAGAUCGGCACGACAUGGCCACAGCAACUGCUACUCCCACGACCCACAGAAAUACCUCACCGGCCUUUAGAGAGCACGACAGCGUGACUGUCAGUCCAACACAGAGCUCAAGCCAGUGUGAAUUCCUCAGCGUUUGCUCAAAUAUACACAGAUGAGCUCCACAGCUGCUCUUUAAAGGAUUCAGAUCAUAGAAGAGAGGGCAAAGCUGUGAGAUCACAGCUCCUAUUAGCAUCCCGUGUCUAAUGAUGCAUCCCAUCAGGGCAGGACGAAACAGUGCUGUAAUAUCCUGGGAACAAUCCUGGAGCUGUGCUAAAAGACUAUCUUAAGAUGGUGGUGGCUGUGACAUGCCAGCUGGUGUACUGUUUGUCCAAAGAGCUGACAGAUGUGGAGAUUUUUCUAGCUGAAGCAGACACGGCGAAUUGAGCCAAUGGUGCUGUUUUGGGCACCCCAGUCCGAGAAGCUGUUGUAGUCCUUCUUCUCCAGGAUGUAAUGGGCUCCUCUGUAGUUAGGCUCCUGGUACACCACCCAGCUGUGGUCAGGAGAGAGAGGACACUCUGUUAAGGCUGUAACGGCUCAUCAGGUUGGGGAUGUCAUCAUGAAGCUCUGUCUUCUUGCCUGAGAAACCUGCCCGCUCAAACAGCUGAGCAGGAGGAGGGUUAUUGUCCUAGACCACGAAAUACAGCACGAACAGAGGAGAUGUGGUCCCCCUGAGCACACCACCUAUCAGUGCAGUUGUACUCCCCCCUGUCAAACAUGUCCCACAGGAUCCCAUGCACAAUGCUUGAUCCGUUUGACAUCCCAGAUUAUGAGCACACAGAGGAUGAGAGGUUCCCUCCUCUCCCCCCUCCAUCAUCGCCUGGUCAGAGAGACAUCGAGGAGGAUCCUUUUGGCAAUGGAGAAGGUGAGGAGGAAGGAGAAGUGUCAAAACUCGCAGAAGUGCCAGUGGCAAAAAGACGAACAGUGCAGAGGCCUCGGCCUAAACUGGAUGCAAACAGGUUGAUUUCUGAGAAGGGUCUUCCAGCUUUGCGUACUUUAUUUGAUGAUGUUAAGUUCAAAGGCAAAGGGCACGAGGCAGAGAAUCUGAAGCUCCUCUUGAAGAAGAUGGAGAACUGGGCCCAUCGCCUGUAUCCUAAAAUGCAGUUUGAGGAGUUCAUUGAUAAAGUGGAGAGUCUGGGAAAUAAAAAAGAAGUUCAGACCUGUCUGAAACGAAUUCGAUUGGACAUGCCAAUAACACAUGAGGACUACGUUGAGGAGGGUGAGGGUCGAGUACUGGAAGAGUCUGAUCCAGCUGGAGAGGAAGGUUUCCCUGAAGAUCCGUUUGUCCAUUCUACUCCUGCUCCAGCCUCUCUCACUGAGGAACAGCAGCGGCGCAUAGAGCUCAACAAACGGCUGGCUCUGGAGAGGAGACUUGCCAAGCAGAAACAGUUAGAAUCCUCUCAGAAUUCCAUCCAGGAUGCAGAUGAACCAUCAACCAGUAUUUCAGGACAGUACCUCAGUCAAGAGAGUCAGGCCACUCUGGAGCAGAGCACCUCAGCACAAACGCCACUCAAACAGAAGUCAGCUGCUCCUCACAAUUCCCCUUUAUAUGAUAAUGAGUGUGCUAGUCCGCUUCCGAAUGGCAUAGUUGAUGAUGAUGAUGAUGAUAGCAAUUGAACCAAUCCUCCCCUUUUGUACCAAGAGGACUAAGAAUAAAUUAAGAGUUUUUUGGGAAGGGCAACUUAAAUCAGUUGGGGUUUUUCCACAAUUAACCUUUAUAAAUUCUUCCCAGUCAUAUGCCGAACAUCUUUUGCAGCUCAUUGGCAUUUUUUGAAAUGCCAACCUAGGGCUUGAUCACCACUUAUCAUCUUAUACACACAUUAAUCUAGUUCAGCGUGCUUGCAUUUUGUCAUAUCUUUUAUCCUCUGUGAGGAUUUUGAAAUGUAUUUGCUCAUAUUCAAAAGAUUUCUUAUCAUUUUACUCUCAGAUUCACAGUAAGAUCAGUGUGAACCUGAGAAUAAAAUCACCACUUUCUGAUUAUUGGCUAGAUAUUAUUAUAAUGUCCUAAUGUUAGCACACAAUACUACAGAGAGCUUUUAAGGUUGACCCAUUCCCUAUUUUUUUUUUUUUGAAAAUGUCAGUUUGUCAUCACCUUCUAAUGUUUCUGUCAGUUACGUUUAUCCCUGUUCUUUUAUUUCAGUGUCAAUUUUUCUGAAUAAAAAUGUAGAAAACCA
Carassius auratus (goldfish) is the source of this 2406-nucleotide messenger RNA. Its product is annotated as TIMELESS-interacting protein. The coding region runs from base 950 to 1849 and encodes 299 amino acids. NCBI's taxonomy places the organism in Eukaryota, Metazoa, Chordata, Actinopteri, Cypriniformes, Cyprinidae. Gene Ontology annotation, cellular component: nucleus; replication fork protection complex. Gene Ontology annotation, molecular function: DNA binding. Gene Ontology annotation, biological process: replication fork arrest; replication fork processing; DNA damage response. The transcript has 11 exons. The record is from RefSeq and is a predicted model, not a curated record.